Molecule: messenger RNA, 1083 nt
Organism: Dromiciops gliroides (monito del monte)
Lineage: Eukaryota; Metazoa; Chordata; Mammalia; Microbiotheria; Microbiotheriidae
Product: class I histocompatibility antigen, F10 alpha chain-like
Exons: 6
Coding region: 1-1083 (360 amino acids)
Biological process (GO): immune response
Cellular component (GO): external side of plasma membrane
Source: RefSeq, a predicted model, not a curated record
AUGGAAGAUCAGAGGCUGAAAGGAUUAUUACCAUCCUGGCUGCUCCUAGUGAGCUUGUUUGAUAUGAGGGAGGCCCAAGAAACCUAUCACAAACAUGAGAUUCUCUUCACUGCAGUGGGUACAAGAAGAUCACUCACAGAACUCCUCAUCACUCAUGUUAUAGAUGAUGUGAAAGUGUGCUCCUAUGACAAACAUGAUGGGAAACUUGUUUUCAAGUAUCCCUGGAUCUCCAAGGUCCUUGGGACUGAAUACAUUAAAAAGAAGAAGAAGACAAUUACAGACAUUGAGAUGAAUUUCCGUUCAGUUGUCAAGCACAUCACUCUGAAUGAUACCAAGAGUCACACCAACCAGACACUACAGCUCUUUGCGGAUUGUGAGCUGGACAGGGACAUCCAGGUGGGCAGCCACAUCCAGUUUGCCCUGAACGGAGGACUUCAUGGGAAAAUAGACGAUGAUGACUGGGUUUUCUUUAAGCCUGAGGCAGAACAAUUCAAGAUCUUUCUGCAAAGCGGCUUCCAGACUGCCUUGAGGAGACAUUAUAUACAGGAACAUUGUUAUGGCAUGAUGAGAAAAAUCCUGCAGUACUCAAACAUGAAGGAGAAUGUUCCCCCAGAGGUGACCAUUGGCCGCCAUGAAGCCACAGAUGGGAGAGUUACCCUAUCCUGCACAGCCAGGGGCUUCUUCCCCCCAUCCAUCCUGCUUCACUGGGAGAAGGAUGGAUGGCUAGGUAUAUGGGGACAGGAGAUCUCCAGUGGCACCCUGCCUAAUGCUGACAACACCUUUUAUCUCCGAGUCACCAUGGAACUCCAGUUGGAAGACACUGGAGCAUAUUACACCUGUGUGGUAGAACAUAGUGAGCUGUCAAUACCAGCUGUAUACCCAGUCCCUAGGAAGCCUUCAAAGGAGAGACCUUGGGACAAAGUCUUGGGUGCCUUGGCCGUUGUCAUCCUGGUGCUGAGUUGUGUUGUGGCCUUCAUCAUGUGGAAGAAGAAGACAGGAAAAGAAGCACAAUUUUUAAACCAUAUCCCUGGAGCUUCUAACAAAUGUGAGAGUGGCCACCCUGUUUAUUACUUUGGGGGAUGA